AUUCAUUUACCGUGUCUUUGUGUGUGUGUGUGGGUGUGUAUGUGUGUGUGUGUUGGUAUGAAGCUUUUGUUGAAGUGUAAAGUCUAUGGUACACCCGGCUGGAAAGUCACUAUAUCACCGAUAGUUAACAGGUCAUUCCAAAGAUCUGAUGGAGGUCGUCUUAUGGAUGUAUCGAAACUUGAGGAUAAGAAGAUAAAAGUUUAUACUCCAGUUGCGUGGGUGGACAUAAUCUUUACAUCUCGUUAUUUACAGUAUCACUCGCCCCAGUUAUGUAAAGAUCUUCGUAUAUCUGACUGCUUUUACACGCACCUCCAUAAUGGUUUUUGGUGUGUGCCAAAAAAUUGUUCAACUUUAUCACUCAAAAGUGAGCCGCAGCAAUAAACCUGUCAAUUCAGCAUUCUACCCAUUCUAGACCACGAUAGAUGAGCCAAUCAAAUGAAAUAUGCGUGAGUGCGUUAGUGAUUGUAAUGCUAAUCGGAGUACAUACGUAAUGACGCUCACUUCCUCCAAGAAAACCAAAAAAAAGGAAGGAAAAAAAAUAACAAUUUCCUUCUACCGGGACUAAGAAACUCAAUGACAAACCGUGAAGAAGAAUCUGUGUUUACUGUGUGCGUGAAUUGUUGGUUUAAUUUUAUUUUUUUCCGCAAAUAUUUCUAUGCUCUUUGUUAUAGCCUCCCAUAAUUUUGCAUGCGUUUGGAUAUACUUCAAGUCUUCAAAAUUUUUAUGUCAAGUUGUUGGGAAUUCCCGGAAUAGCAAAAUAGUAUUAAUCAGUUCCAAACCUUCCGCCUGCCAAAGGAGCAUGCGUUCGGUGCGUGUCGAUGUAGGUACGGGUUGUUCAUGUGUCUCAGUAUGUGAAUGAUAUUGUAAUAAGUAUAACAGUAUUUUCUCAUCUCAGUAUGAGAAGGGAUUAGUGUAAGCAGUGAACACGUGAUAACCGUUCCGAGAGUGAGAAACGUCAGCGACGACGAGUGGAAAGUAGCUGUAUCAGUGCUGUGUUUACGAUAAGCUUAAAAAAAGGACUGUAAGUGCUACAUUUCGUUUAAGUAUUUGGCCACAUGUUUUAAACGUGAUUCGCGCAUUGCUAAAAGCACCAGCGAGCUAGUUACAAUACCAGACGGGUGGUACACUCAACGCACGACGACAAAGUGUAACAGAGCAUAAACAAUGGGCAAGAAGAAUUCCAAACUAAAACAAGACACCAUCGAUCGUCUAACGACUGCAACCUACUUUACAGAGAAAGAAAUUCGGCAAUGGCAUAAAGGAUUUUUGAAAGACUGUCCAAACGGUCUACUAACAGAGCAGGGUUUCAUUAAAAUAUAUAAACAGUUCUUCCCACAAGGCGACCCAAGUAAAUUUGCAUCACUCGUCUUCAGAGUGUUCGACGAAAAUAAUGACGGUUCAAUAGAAUUUGAAGAGUUCAUCAGAGCGUUAUCUAUAACAUCGAGAGGAAACCUUGACGAAAAGCUACACUGGGCAUUCCGACUUUACGAUGUCGACAAUGACGGUUUCAUAACCCGAGAUGAAAUGUACAACAUUGUCGAUGCAAUAUACCAAAUGGUGGGUCAGCAACCACAGACCGAGGACGAUAAUACACCGCAAAAGCGGGUGGAUAAAAUCUUCGAUCAGAUGGACAAAAAUCACGACGAUCGGCUAACGCUGGAGGAGUUCCGCGAGGGCAGCAAGGCAGAUCCGAGGAUUGUGCAAGCAUUGAGUUUAGGCGGUGAUUAACCGAACGAUGAAAUGCGGGAAGAUGAACAAAUCCCGCCACGUUCAUACUGCUACGAUGCGAAGCAUAACAUCGAAAUUAAUCGCAGCAACGCACUAUUUGUAUUGAUAUGAAGCCUGGGUAUAAUUUUUAAUCGAUGUGUGAAGUAUUGUUUUUUUUUGUUGCUUUUAAUGUUCGUUCGAACGGCUGCUCUGAAUUUAUUACCGCACGCCGAUGCGACGCUUGAAGCUAUAAAAUGUCAACUGGCAUUCAAAACAAUAGAGAGCCUAGUGUAAGGUGUUCGUGGUUUGAUAACCAGGAAAUAAUGCACGUUCGAAACACUUUUUUCGUUUUUCAUCCUUCACUUUGUAUACUUAGUUCUCGAUCAGUAUUAUCAAUUAUGUAACGGUAACACACUUGAAACAUUUCAUUUAACGUUACGCAGCUUAAUAUACUUACUUACACACAUGUUGCAAACAUAUUUGUAAUAUUUCACACGACACCUUUAUAAACCUUGGAAAUUACACACACUCGACUAAGCAAUCAUGCACGACGCGUUAUAUGAUGGGGUGGGGGAGAAAAAAUGUGAAAACAAUCGAUAAAAAAAAAUUAACUAGUUAUCAAUCAACCAGAGAAACAACCAAAAAAAAAUUUGCUUGCUUAGGAAAGAUACAUGCUUAAUCUAAUUCUGAUUGUUCGUUAAACUCGUGUUCUCCAGCUCACUUCUAGUGAAGUUAUGUAGCGGAAUCAUAUUAGAAAUCGAUAGCAUGACAACAUUUGUAUUCUAAUCUAUUAACGUACUUGGAGCAGGAAUGCAUUACAAAGCAAAUUAAUGGUAUUAAAUCACUGACGAUCUAAAACCGAAGGCAAUCAAAAUAUGCCAUCAACGCAUAGGUAAUCAAACUUAUUAUGGAGAGUUUUUUCUUUUCUUCCUGUUUUGUCGUUAUUGAUUUUCUCAACGUUGCCAGGCCAAUCCUUUCGCCGUUGAGUCAAACCACAUCGAAUCAGUUAAUCAGAUUUAUGCCCCCAAAAACAAUUUCAAUCAUUUACCUACACGCACAUCCGGGCUGCCACAUUGCGUAACGAUUCCGUUUGAAGAAUACCGCACGGUAGUGUAAACGUUAAUAGCAAAAUGCAUUUUUUUGUUGUUGGGAUAAUUGACUGAUACGUUGUUCUGCAAUAUUUUAAUUCGAAAAAAAAUAUUCGUUCAAUUUAAAAGUAAUAGAAAUGCAAAAAAAACUAACAAACGGUAACGACACAAGACAGAAGGGAGUGGGAUGAGAAAUGGAGAUAAAAAUAUUUACAUAAUAAUGGCAACUAUUUACACCAAUUCAGAUACAUGAACAAAUAAUGGGAAAUGGGUUUGGGGAGAAGAGCAAACAAAAAAAAAAACAAACAAACGUUUCGCGUGUUAUUGUUACGGUUUGUCUUCAUUUGUGACAUCUGUUGGUACAAUGCAACGUUUUUUCAUGUUAAGAAGUUCAGCAAAAACAUUUGCAAUCCAGUAAAAAAAAACUCUGUCAAAGAUCAAUGAAAGGAAGGGAAAGGAAGAAGAGAUAACGAAUCAAAUUACAAAACUUGUAAAACAAUUCGAACGAAUUCUUCUUUUUUUUUUGUCGCAGAUAGUUCGAACGGCAGUGUUGUUCUGCACUGCACUGUUCGAAACACACAUAUACAAAAAAACGCAUUGACGACCGGAUGUAUACACCUAAAAAAAAAACCAUGAUGCUAACGGUCGCAUACUACCAUAGGAAGCAUUUAACGUGAAACAUACUAACAUAAUUUGCCAAAAACUAAAGUUUGUAAGUUUAGAAUCGCAUUUAUUGUAGGAGCAGAUCAACUAAAACGCUACGCGAAGACAACAAACCUUUGUAAACAAAUAUGAACAAAACCGCAUCGCUAGCUUGUGUUAGAGAUGAUGCACUGUAAAAAAGGGCUUAUACUUGUUUAUACAGUUGGAGGUAUAUUAAAGAAGCAGAAGAAAAAAAACCCAAAAAAAAAAGAAGUCAAACUGUUAUAAAUAUUUGAUACUAGCACUGAAGCGGAUCCGAUAUACUGUUAUAGAUAUUAAUAGCAAAAAAAGAAAAUUGACGCAAAAUCAGCACGUUUUAACAUGAAAUUAAUUAAAUGAAGCAAUCAUUGUUAAUGGGAUCCGAUUUCCAAACAAAUAAAAAAACAAAAAAAACAACAAAAACAGAUGCAUUUAAGCUCAAGAAAAGGCUUUUAGGGGCAGGAAAUUGUGGAACGAGCCUAUUGUUUCCUUUCCACCUAGCGGCCUAUCCAGUGUAGGAGUGAGACAAAUGGAUAAUAAUAUUCUAAUCAAGAGUACGGUAGUGCAUGAAAAGCAAUAUAAUCCCUAUAAUCCCUUGCCCUCCCAACGGCACAACAACAACAAAAUCUCAGCUCUAGCAAGAGCUAGAUUUUGUGUAGUAUUUUGAGCAAUGCAAUUUUUUAUGCUCGCUUGGUAAAAAAAAAACUGAAGCAUAUUAAGACUAUUAUUGCUUAUGCGUACGCAAUCGUCCCAUCAAGGCAACAAAAAAACAAACUAUUACUUAAUUUCAUUUGUAUCAAAUGCAACGAUAUUUUCAGCAAUAUACUAAGCGCUGGGUUUAGCUUGUAAUCACCUUUAUUACAUCUUUCGUUAAGCUGCUCGUUAUACUUAUUGUCCGGGCAGGGGUUGUCAACUGUUUUGAGAACCGCUGACAAUUUUUUGUUUUUUUUUUUACAUUAUGAAACAAAACAUUAUUGCUAUGCUGGAAUAGACUGGUAAAUUAGGUAAAACAUGUUUACAACAAAGUACAUGAAGUGUUCAUUGGAUAAAGAAAAAAAAAUGCUGAUUUGUUUUUAAAUGAAUUCAGUGAAAUGGGGAAAACGUGGAGUGGAAAGUUAAGCAAAACAAACACCAAAUAUCAACGCAUACAACAAAAUAACAAAAAAAAAUUUGCAAGCAAGCCGUUUCUUGUUUUUUCUGUUUUUUUUAAUUUUAACUUUAUGAGCAUGGACAACAAUUGCUUAUACAUACAUAGCAGCAAAUACUCCGCGAGUGUGAGUUUAGCGCACCCAUUUGAAUGUUACUAGCAUACACUGUGUAACGGCAGCAGAGCAAACUACAGAAGAAAAUUAUAUAAAUAUAGCUAUAUGUCUUCAGGGGGAAUAAAAAAACCAACGUAAUCCAACCCAUCUAAAUAGCGAAAGCAACAAAAAAAACACAUAAAUUGAGCAGGAAAAUAAACGAAACUAUAGAUGCAAGCAAUGUAACUACGGAAAGAAAAAAAAACAUGCAAUCAUAACAUGAGAACUACUCCCAAAAAAACUUAUACUACAACUAGUACGUGGACUGUGGAAAACAGAAACAUUCCAACUGCUGUACCAUUAUGUAUGAACAAUGCACGGUUAUGCUAAUAAACAAAGUAAUAUUGCAAAACUUUGAUGCACAAAAAAAAACAUCACAAUUGUACAAAAAAAACAUAAAACUUUCGGCAGCGUCCAUAGAUAACUUUACAGUAACCACAGUUCGCUCAACAACAACAACAACAACAGAAAAAAAAACAUAACAGUAGAUAAACCAGUUGAACCAACAACGGUUAAACAUUGCUUGAUGUGGAUGUGUGUAUUUUAAAUACUUUAACAUAAUCCGGAAUUAGGCUGUUAAUACAAUCAUUGCAAAAGCAUGCGUCCAGGUGUUGGUUUGUAAGGUUUUUGACGUUUGUGAGGGAAACAUAUUUUGUUCCAUUUUUAUGAAAAAUAAAAUAAAAAAACAAAACAGAAAGUUAUUAAAAAAAAUAGCCAAAUAAGCAUCAUGCGCCCUUUACAAGUAAGGGCGCUUGAUCGCACCUGCAUCGGUUUAGACAUUGGAAAAAAAACUGUUACUUGGACGGUAAUUUAAGCAAUAAAGAGCAUAAUAAAAUGGGCUGAGUGAACAAUACGAUAAUAUAUAUAUAUACAAGUAUAUAUAUAAAAAAAACAAUAGAUACCAAAAAAAAUAUGUCAACAAAAAUUACACACAUGUAAGUGCAAGCAUAACGUUUUAUUACAUACCAUCCAGCAUACGUUAACGGCAGCUGUACAAGCUGUCUAAAACAAAUUUAAACUCAGUCGAGUAAAAUCAACAAAGGCUUAAAUAUCGAUGUUCGCCACUAAGCACGUUAUCAGUGUAGUAUGCUUCUGGGCAGUACGCAGCUUCGUUGUCGCUUUUCUGCCAGACUACAGCACAACACUAUUAAAUAACUUCCUCACAUCUCGUACCCGCAAUAUGAGGCGUGAAAAGAGGCAUCUACCCCCGGUUUAACGUAAUCUAAAAAGACUGGUUUGAAUUUCAUUUGCUUUCCCAAAUAGCACUCGGUGUAAAUCGGAAUAAGCGUCUUACUCAAGUGAAAAAAAAAUAUAUAAAUAUCAUUUCUCGACUAAAAAGGCUCGUUAAAAGGAGUUGUGAGUUGAAGCAUGACAUAAGCUGUUAAAUGAUACGUAUAUUACCACACGCGUUGUCUUUAGUUUGCUCUUCUGUCUAAUUAGGUUCAAGGAACCUACCUGCAAAUACAGACGUACUAUUGUUUUCAGUGAGAUUUUUGACAUCCCGUUAGUAAAAACGCAACAUACCAAUAGUAGUUGUCACUUUGACAUAAAACAAUUUAGUCGAGGCGGCACACUAAUAAUACACAUUUUUGAAUGAAAAAUGCUGUUACAUCGAACACCAGAAGCUUGUUACAAAACUUUCUAGCCAGACUAAUAGUGAAAUUGUAUAGUUUUUUCUACACAUUGGUCGCACCAUUGCACUGAGUGUAACUGACAGAAAUUCGAAAAUGUGAGGCUUGGUGAGAACUUGCACAAAUAAGAUUUGUUUUAAGCAAACUAGCAUUAAAUUGUUUUACAUUUAACUUUGCAAAUUUAAUUUAGUUAGAAAAACAAAAACAAAAAAACAAGAAAGAAGUAAUCAAAUAAACGUUUUUUUUGUCAAAAUGGAAAUGGCAACCUUAGGUUAGUCUUAUCGCUAAAUGAGAAGUUAGUAAGCUGGUCAAGCUCGCUAAUUUUAUAGUUUUUUCUGUUUAACUGCAGCGCUGUAUUCAUUGUUCGAGAUAUUCAAGUGAAGAAAUAAUCAACACGAUUCGAAAAAAAAUAUUACUAUUCCAACAAAAAUAUUUGCUUCAUUAAGGCCUAACAAUAAAAAGUGUAUUUUAAACAA
Messenger RNA from Anopheles funestus (African malaria mosquito), 6884 nucleotides. Its product is annotated as frequenin-1. The record is from RefSeq and is a predicted model, not a curated record. Gene Ontology annotation, molecular function: calcium ion binding; calcium sensitive guanylate cyclase activator activity. The coding region runs from base 1165 to 1728 and encodes 187 amino acids. The transcript is spliced from 7 exons. NCBI's taxonomy places the organism in Eukaryota, Metazoa, Arthropoda, Insecta, Diptera, Culicidae.